AUGGCCUGGAGCCUGGGUGCCUUGCUUUUACAUCUCGCGCUGUUGACAAUAUGCCCAUGUUUGGCAGACCAACAUGGCACGACUCGUGUAGCUUUAUACAUGGAUGCCACAAGUGACGUCCUUGACUUCAAUUGGAAUGAAGGCCCAAACAACCUGCUAGAACAGCUUGAGCAGCUUGGCUUCCAUGUUCAGGCUUCGCAUGCUCAUCAGCCAAACCUUCUUGGCACUGACAAGCCAUCAGCAUACGUUGUGCCUGUACAAAACGGACACCUGUUUUACAGCUCAGUUGAGGAUAUGGGCGCUGUGGCUGCUUAUGUCCAAUCGGGCGGCUUGGUUAUCAUCUUGGACGCAAACCACGGCGAAGGCGAAGCCCUCCGCAAUUUCGUCGGCUCUUCUCUGGGCUAUGAGGAGGAUGCACGCGCAAUCACAUAUACAACUUGGUGCCGUCACGAGGAUGAAUUUGCAGUGACCUUGCCGCUUUAUACGUCUCAACUUGACUCCACAAGGGUCGCAGUUCAGGCUUUCAGCAAGGUUAAUAACCCUGGAGCUGUCGUCUGGUUAGGAUAUGACUGGACGGAUGGCCCACAAGACCAGUGGGGCGCUCUUCUAAAGAAGCUCGUCACAGAUUUCGCGCAAGGAGUCUACUACGCGCCUUUGUUCGGAAACGCCGACGCACAUCCCUUGUUUGCUGUGGACACCGUCUUGGAGACCGCAUCGGAUGUCGUUGCGGAUGCAGCUGAGAUUGUGCGGCGCUUCCUGGCGGUUCCCGGAAUGUAUCCCUCCACGCCGGCAAACCCCCCUCCCUCUUCGCCCCCCGAGCUUACGGGCUUUCCCCCACUGCCACUUGGCAAGGCCAUGGAAGUUGCAAAGUAUACGGCAGUGUACCAAGAACCAGCUGGGGAGGAGUUUGACUUCAUGGGGCUCAUCAAUCGCCUGAAAAUCUCGGUGGCUGCUGCAAACGACGUGCCGACUGGCAACGUGAUUGUCAACUUUAUCAUUUUCCCCAACGGAACCGGCUUGCGUGGACAUUGGCGUCGUCGCGCAAUUGAGACUUCCGAGCGCAUUUUCACCGAUGCAGAGAUUGCUGAGAUGUAUGCGAAGACGGAUAUGCGGCCCCUUGAGCUUUACCUUGUCAGCAAGGCCCCCAUCACGGAUGAGAUGAUGCUUCAGUCGCCGCCUGCACCGCCAUCCCAGGUGUCUUUAUCGCCGCCUCUGCCUUCACCAUCGUUGCCGUCACCGCUGCUUCCAUCACCCAAGCCGCCGUCACCCAAGCCAUCAUCACCCAAGCCGCCAGCGCCGUCACCGCUGCCAAAGCCGAGGUCGCCUAAGGCGCCACGGAAGCCACGGACACCAAAGCCCCCAUCCCCAGCGGCUCCUCCUCCCUCGCUUUUUAUCAAGGUCACGAACGUCUCUGCUCACGGCGCGCGUGGCAGUAGCAGGUCUCUUGUUUGGAAUGAUGACGGGGACUUCAAGUCACAGCUGACAAAGCAAUCUCCUCUCCAACUGGUCUACCCGGCAAAGCCGUCAUGUCCGACAACCUGCACGGCCUGUCAGUACGCGUGGAAAGCGACCGCGGACCAGCUCAGUGUUGCGGUAUUUUUCAAGGAGCCCAUGCAGAUUUCGCGCAUAUACCUCAAGCAGAUUAGGAAUUCCGGAGUUAUUACCGUCCAAUUCAUUAAAUGGGUGUACCCUCCGCGGGGCGUGGUUGAGGGCAACCUUGGCCGCACCGUCUGGAAUGUUACUGACGACACGAGCAUGUGCCAGUCGGUGUUGGCGAUCAACGUUGGGCCCGCAAAGAGCGGCAUGAACCUGGCUGUGCCAGCGGGCGGCAGCCCGGCAAACUUGCCUACCAAGCUGCGGGCCACUGCCACUGGCGGCGUUUUGGUGACCAUGGAGCGGCCUCGCAAUGCGGGGCUAAACUACGGUCCCUUCCUUGAGUGGAUUCGCUUCAGUGGCCGUGCCUUGUACCCUUCAGGAUUGGUUCCGUACAACUAG
Messenger RNA from Volvox carteri f. nagariensis, 1995 nucleotides. RefSeq lists its product as uncharacterized. The transcript has 9 exons. The coding region runs from base 1 to 1995 and encodes 664 amino acids. The record is from RefSeq and is a predicted model, not a curated record. NCBI's taxonomy places the organism in Eukaryota, Viridiplantae, Chlorophyta, Chlorophyceae, Chlamydomonadales, Volvocaceae.